Pristis pectinata (smalltooth sawfish) is the source of this 2164-nucleotide messenger RNA. It is a transcript of the gene tmed10, whose product is annotated as transmembrane p24 trafficking protein 10. NCBI's taxonomy places the organism in Eukaryota, Metazoa, Chordata, Chondrichthyes, Rhinopristiformes, Pristidae. The record is from RefSeq and is a predicted model, not a curated record. Gene Ontology annotation, biological process: intracellular protein transport; Golgi organization; endoplasmic reticulum to Golgi vesicle-mediated transport. The transcript is spliced from 5 exons. The coding region runs from base 4 to 774 and encodes 256 amino acids. Gene Ontology annotation, cellular component: COPII-coated ER to Golgi transport vesicle; Golgi apparatus; endoplasmic reticulum-Golgi intermediate compartment.
ACAAUGCGCGGCGACGGGGGAGCGGGGCCAGCGCGCAGGCGCGGCGCUGCAGGAAGUGGGGCGGGCAGCGCCAAUCGGACGGCGCCACGUCCGCGGGCCAGCGAAGCCGGAAGCCUGGCUCCCGAGCGCUCGGUGAUGGCGCCUCCCGCCGCCCCGCUCCUGCCGCUCGUCCUCGGCCUCGUCCUCGGCCUGGUCCUCGGCGCCCGCGCCAUCUCCUUCCACCUCCCCUCCAACGCCAGGAAGUGUCUCCGGGAGGAGAUCCACAAGGACGUGCUGGUGACCGGCGAGUACGAGCUGAGCGAGCAGCCGGGCGGCCGCACCGACCUGAAGGUGACAGACUCCUCCGGCCACAUUCUGUACUCCAAGGAGGAGGCGACCAAGGGGAAGUUUGCCUUCACCACUGACGACUAUGACAUGUUUGAGAUCUGCUUUGAGAGUCGGCUGCCGACAGGCCAUUUCCGGGUCCCUGACCAGCUGAUCAUUCUCAACACCAAACAUGGAGUUGAAGCCAAGAACUAUGAAGAUAUCGCAAAGGCGGAGAAGCUGAAGCCCCUCGAGGUGGAGCUGAGGCGGCUGGAGGACCUGUCAGAGUCAAUUGUCAAUGACUUUGCCUACAUGAAGCAGCGAGAGGAAGAGAUGAGGGACACCAAUGAGUCGACUAGUGCCCGCGUCCUGUACUUCAGCAUUUUUUCAAUGUGUUGUCUGGUUGGACUGGCCACCUGGCAGGUUUUCUACCUGCGUCGCUUCUUCAAAGCCAAGAAACUCAUUGAAUAAUGGUGAUCAGAAUGUGUGUGUGAGUGUGUACGUGCGUCUGAGUUUGGAGGGGGCGCGUGUGAGUGAUAACUUACCAUUGUUUCUUUGUAUUAAAUGGAGUGCUUUAAGUAUUUGAACAAGGGCUGUGUUUUAAUUUGCAGCAUUGGAGUUGAUAAUUGACCCACGGUCAGGGCUUGAGACCACUGAGUCUUGUGAACAGUCAAAUAAGCUUCCUCUUAUCAGGAUUACAUCAGAUUGACUUGGACCACUCCCCAGGACAAAGAUGACCACAGGAACUCCUUGGACAACAACUGUUCUGUAGAAAUUUACCUCCACAGGCUGAAACUUUGUGACAAAAACAGAAAAUGCUGGAAAAACUCGGCAGGUCAGACUGCUUCUGCAGAGAGAAACUUUCAAUGGGUUUUCCAGCAUUUUUUAUGUUCUUGUUUUAGAUUUCCAACGUCUGCAGUUUUUUUUUGAUUUUUUUUUUCUCAUCUUCUGGAACUACGAAUAGCUUGCAAGAAAGGUGCUGUCAUCUUGAGUGUCCAAGAGAAAAUCUGCAGUAGCCUUUUAACAGGAAAAUAAUUCUCAAGAAGGUACAGUCUCACCUGAAUCAGUCACAGUGGGUCACUGCACCUUUGACUUGUUUUGAGAAGUGACCUGGUUUCCUCAAGUCAAAUAUUUCUGUUCAAUUCCACCUCCCUGGUCUCCAACCCCGUGGGAAUAAGUAGCGAUUUAUCCCCUGAAUCCUGGCCACACACUCUGGAGGCUGCUUGGCUGCCAAGGAGGUUUGAAUUUCUCUUUUUAUUGAGAUACUAUCAUAGUCACGGAGCACAGAAACUGGCCCUUCGCCCACUGAAUCCAUGCAAACCAUCAGGCACCCACUGUACACUAAUCCCAUUUGCAAUAAUGCUGUAUGAAUUUUAAAGAUUGAUGUAAGCAGACUAAACUGAGCUCCAGGGUGGUUGACUGCCUCGUGUCUGGAGUUAUGUGAGUCGACGGGCACGGCACUUCCUGACCUUCACGGCUCGUAUGGAGGGAUUGAGCUAAAGGGGGUUAUUUCUUCUCAAAAUUUAUACUGUACUAAAGUUUGGCUGCCCCUUCAAUCCAGCCCAGAAUGUGAGACAUGGAGGUUCCCCUCCCGUGGAGGAGUGGAUUCUGAGUGAUUCGAUGCCAGGGAUUUGAGCUGGUGAAAGAGGGAGACCUGCGCCAGAGGCUUUUGAUUUGCUUGACCACUUGUUUUGUAUGUUCUCUGCGGGUGACUGUUGUGUGAUUAGUUGGUGGGAGUGACCGGGGUCUGCAGACGUGCGACAUUCCGGGGUCAGUCUGUGGUCUUCCGCUGUAAAACGUUUGAUUAUUUGGGAAUAGUUUUGUGCAGAAAUUGUAAGAAUAAAAUUCUCUUUUAAUUGGA